AAAUGAUCGACUCAAUUGACCCAAGUUACGUUCCUAAAGUCAACUAUACAAACUCUUUUAAAAGUCCAACUAGCAACUCAAGUCAUUACAAUACAACGAUACAAGUAGAAGAGGAAAGACCUUUGUUUGAAGGCUUGUCUGUUGAUACACGCCCUCCCACCUAUACUUUUUCUAGUAUGAUUGUAUCAGGACAAAACAAUAGUCCAAGUUGUAAGCGAAUGUACAGUUGGCUUACCAUACUCAUCAUAUUAUGCAUCAACUAUUUGUUGGCUUUUAUGGUGUAUUUUGGACGUCUUCUUCAGUCAGAUAUGACUUAUGUAUUCCUAUUUCGUCCUCAGUGGUUGGGUAUAUUUUUUGGACUUUGUCCAUUACUUGCUUGUUUAUUAACUUUGGGACAUCAGGGAGUGCAAAACAAAAUAGAGUGGCUAUUGCAGGAUUCCACUGAAAUAUGGCCAGUCUUGGUUGUUUGUAUUGUUUUUGCACUUCUUGGAGCAAUAUCCUUUAAUAUUUCUGGUGGUCUUGAAGGCUCGAUAAAUAUAUUUUCUAUCAUAGUUUUUGUUUGUGCUCUUGGAAGUCUCCAUCAACCACAACUCCGUUGUAUUGUGGGACUUACUUGGUCGGAUGCAACUGCUUGGAUACUCAUGUGGGUGACACUCGAUAGUCAUUGGAAUGAAGAUUUGUUUUUUGGGAGACAAGUUUUUGUCUAUGAUUUUUGGUCACUCAUGUUUUCCAAUCUUUCGAUAAUGGGUUGGAAAAUAUUCCGUAAACUACCUGGUUUCCAUUUUCGACUUUAUCCGGUGCAACUUGGAGAUAUACUUGUUGCUAUAUCGUGUGCUUUGGGGUUGACCAUGUUUCUUCCUAUAGCAGUUGCAUUACAUUAUGUUCCACCUUUGGCAUGGGAUCGUUUGAAAUGGAUCAUGGAAGGCAGUCUUACCGUGGGUCAUCUGUUGAGUGUUGUAUUGGUAUUUUUCCAUUUGUUCUUUACGGUUGCUUUGGUGGAAGAAAUUCUUUUUCGUGGAGUUGUAUUGGCAGGAUUAGAUGGAAAUUUCCCUCAAUAUCCUUAUUGUACUUUGAUAUUUAGUUCGAUUCUAUUUGGUUCUAGUCAUUGGGGACAUGAACAUCAAUGGGGGAAUCGCCUUUUAACUUGUGCAGUGGAUAGUUUAGGGGUAUGAUCGAUGAAAGAGGAUAAAGAGAAUUGUGUUGAC
Molecule: messenger RNA, 1205 nt
Organism: Galdieria sulphuraria
Lineage: Eukaryota; Rhodophyta; Bangiophyceae; Galdieriales; Galdieriaceae
Exons: 6
Coding region: 3-1172 (389 amino acids)
Biological process (GO): CAAX-box protein processing
Cellular component (GO): membrane
Molecular function (GO): metalloendopeptidase activity
Source: RefSeq, a predicted model, not a curated record